Phaeoacremonium minimum UCRPA7 is the source of this 1452-nucleotide messenger RNA. Its product is annotated as putative dihydropyrimidinase protein. The transcript is spliced from 3 exons. Bases 1 to 1452 code for a protein of 483 amino acids. Lineage: Eukaryota; Fungi; Ascomycota; Sordariomycetes; Togniniales; Togniniaceae. Gene Ontology annotation, molecular function: hydrolase activity, acting on carbon-nitrogen (but not peptide) bonds. Gene Ontology annotation, cellular component: cytoplasm. The record is from RefSeq and is a predicted model, not a curated record.
AUGGAGUACGAUCUCGUAAUCACCAAUGGUAUCUGCGUGACUUCGAGCGAUGUCGCGGCGUACGACGUUGCUAUCAAAGACGAGAAGAUUGCUCUGCUCGCGCCCUCCGGUUCUCUCAAAGAUGCUAGUACAAAGCGUUUGAUUGACGCCGAGGGCGGCUAUGUCAUGCCUGGUGGUAUUGAUUGCCAUGUACAUCUUCAAGAGCCAAGAACGAGAUCGGGGAUUGCAGGCGGUACAACCACAAUUGUAUCCUUUGCUCCGCAGCAAAAACAUGAGGAUUCGGUAUUGAUACCACUCCGAAAUACACAUGCACUUGCAAAGGAUAACUGUUACACCGAUUAUGGUUUUCAUCUGUUGAUGGGAAAUCCAAGCAAGGAAGCUCUCGCAGAGCUGAAGGAGCUCAAAGAAGAGGAGGGUGUAACAUCCCUCAAAAUUUAUAUGACUUAUACUGCUCUUCAGCUCCGAGACGACCAGAUCUUGUCCGUACUCUUGGCAGCAAGAGAACUUCACAUUCAGACCAUGAUCCAUGCCGAGAACGGUGAUGUUUUGAACUGGCUGACCGACCAGUUAGAGGCUCAGAACCUAGUCUCACCGAAAUAUCACUCAAAUUCGAGACCGCCUGUACUGGAGUCAGAAGCAACAAACAGGGCAAUCGCACUAUCAUCUCUGAUUGCCAACACCCCUAUUCUUCUCGUCCAUGUCAGUGAUCCUGCUGCUGCAUUAAGGAUACGAGAGGCACAGACUCAUGGCCAGCCCAUUUUCGCGGAGACGUGUCCACAAUAUCUUUUCUUAACAAGAGAUGAUCUUGACAAGCCUGGGUUCGAGGGAGCGAAGUGUGUUUGCUCGCCACCACCAAGAAAUGCUGCCGACCAGCAGGCGAUCUGGAGGGGCUUGAAGAACGGCACAUUCACAGUGUUGAGCUCGGACCAUUGCCCGUUCCGGUUUGAUGAUGCUGAGACGGGCAAGAAGGCCUGCAUUACACACGAGCACCCCGUUGGACGCUUUCGAUAUAUCCCCAAUGGUCUUCCCGGCGUUGAAACUAGGAUACCUCUUGCCUUCUCCGCAAACAAACUCCCUCUCACAAAAUUUGUGGAGGUAACAUCGACCAACGCUGCGAAGUUGUAUGGACUCUACCCGAAGAAGGGCGGCAUGAUUCCUGGUGUAUCAGAUGCGGAUCUUGUGGUCUGGUACCCGGAUGAGAAGAAGCCAAAUUUGACUUUGACCAACUCCAUGCUUCACCAUGACUGUGAUUAUACCCCGUACGAAGGCCGGACAGUGGGUAACUGGCCUAGAUACACAAUUUUGCGAGGCUCUGUCGUAUGGGAUAGGGAUAACGGUGGAGUUGUAGGAAAGAAGGGAUUUGGGCAGUUUGUGAAGAGAAAGUCUGGCGUUUUGAACGAUGUAUGGAAGACUGUGGAUGAGGAGGGUCAAUUCGACCUGGAAAAACUGUAG